UUACAGCCCAGCGUGGCCAAUGAGACAAGGAGCUGGGAAGCUGCGUUUAUUUAUUUAUUUAUUUGUUUAUUUGUUUCCAGUGCGAGUAUCGAGUUCUCGGCUUAAAACACUAUUAUUCUGAAAUGGAGGGCAAGGAAAAUUACCGAAGGGUUGUUUAGAGACUACAGCGCAUAUCUAAAUGGCGUCAAGUUGGGAAAAGGGGAAGUACAACGGGAUCUGGGGGGUCCUUGUUCAUCAGCUGGGGUUUCCCUCGUGGAGCCGGGAUUCCCCACGUCAAGAUUUCGACCCCGGACCGUCAGCAGGAACUCUGUAAAAGAGCUUCCUGCAAGUAAAGCACAACCUGAAAAUAAGUUUGAAACUUACCUGCAGGGGUUGAAAACUUACCGCUGGAGGUGCAGCGCGCCUGCCAGCCAUCAUGUAGGGUUCUUCAUGUAGUCACUCACGUGACUCCGAAGUAAAAUGGGUCUUGUGUAGAUAGCUGGACAAUGGGCCUGUUUCUGUGCUGUGAGCCUCCAUGGCUCUCUACACAGUGGCACCAGUAGGGCAACAGGGUCAGGUGUGAAAGAUAGACAAAAAAUGCUGGAGUGACUCAGCGGGCCAGGCAGCAUCUCUGCAGGGAAAGGAUAGGUGACAUUUCGGUUCGGGACACUUCUUCAGACUUACUGCAGCACUUUAUGUCUAUCUUUGGUAUAAAGCAGCAUCUGUAGCUCUUUGUUUCUACAUUUUGGCUUACUGCACUGCGAAAUCUCCUCAAGGUAUGCCUACUUUGAAGAAAUUCUUUCUCUCUCUCAAAUGGAGUUUAGCAAGGGUCUGAACAAGGUUUCCGACCCAAAAGGUCACCCAUCCUUUUCCCCCAUAGAAGCUGCCUGACCCGCUGCGUUACUCCAGCACGUUGUGUCUUUGGUAUAAACCAGCGUCUGCAGUUCUUUGUUUCUGGGAUCAGAUAUGAUGUUGGCACAGAUUAAUUGUCUGCCAGCAACCAUGUCUAGACUUGUAUAUGAAGACUGGCACUUGGGAGAGAUACUGGGUUAUGAGGAGCAUCUAUAGUCAGUGGGAAAAAAUAGCCCAGGAAAACUGGGCGGUGCAAUACACGAAAAGGGGAAAUGAAUUCUGAACAAGAAAUAUCACAUUAACUUGAAAUUUUACUUUUGAGCAUAAAAUAUAAUAGGAGAUUUAGCAUAAUGAUUAUUAUUUCACUGCUGAAGAAUAUUCCACAAGCUUCAUCAGGAAAUCAUAUGUUAAAUUUAAUUACAUAGUUAGAAAUGAUGCAAAUCACUCCGUUUACUUCCGUGUUCCUCUCCAGCAGCACAAAGAAAUAUUCUCACCGUGAAAUGUUUAUUGUUAGAUCCUGCUUGAAAAUAUCAAAAUCGUUCCUACACUGAAGGCUCCAACGUUGUCUGGGGACAAACGUCCGACAUUUUAUUUUAUUCUUUUUAUCUAAAGACAGUUUAUCGCAGCAAUUCAACACUGUCGGGUUUAUCCACUCUGUGGUUUGGUUGCGUGUUGCCAGUGAAUGGUUAAUCUCAGAUGGAGUGUAAUUGUUGUCUUUGAUGGAUUCUCAUGUUUAAUGACGACUUGGUCGCCUGUGAGUCAGUGGCCGAGGAUGUGAUGGGCUAUAAAAGGGUUGGGGAUCAGCAGAGCCAGGCAGAGACUCCUUAGUCGAGGUGCAUUGAGAAGAUCUCGACCAGACUCCACUUCGGUCCAUUACCAAGAGUCAGCAUGCAGUUUCUGUGGAUGGCAAGCCUCCUGUCUGUGCUGCUCUUGGCAUCAAGUGUAACGGCAGCACCCCUGGAAGACAGGCUGAGUCUUCGGUUGAAUCGGGGUCUGAACAAGGAGAGGAACGAGGUUAUCGCGAAGCUCGUAUCCGGACUGCUAGACUCCGGCAGCAAUCAGAUGGGGAGUGAGAGCACCUUCCCGAACCCCGAGGACAUGGAGGAGGAGAAACUGGAGCAGAGGGCCGUCAUCAGUAAGUUGCCCAAUAGAAACAACGAAAACGACUGCAACAAUUUCUUUUGGAAGACCUUUACCUACUGCUGACGCCGCCGGCGCCGCAUUAAAACUCCCCUCAAUGGAAUUGAUUUAGCGCUUUAGGUUUUAUUCGCCUGUGGGGUAAAAACAAUAAUUUUUAUUUUGCACAAAAAAGCAUGAUUGUGUAAUUUUCAAAUGAUGCCUCAGUAUUCAUCUAGUUUGAGAAAUAAAGUGAAUCCAAGCUAAUGAAACUAGUCCCAGUUUGUUUUCUUCAUUGUUUUAUGAUUUUACCUUUCAAAUGUGAAUAUGAAGUUUGGGAGGAGGGAGCGG
This is a messenger RNA of Leucoraja erinaceus (little skate), 2298 nucleotides long. RefSeq names its product somatostatin-2-like. Gene Ontology annotation, cellular component: extracellular region. The record is from RefSeq and is a predicted model, not a curated record. The coding region runs from base 1720 to 2037 and encodes 105 amino acids. Gene Ontology annotation, molecular function: hormone activity. NCBI's taxonomy places the organism in Eukaryota, Metazoa, Chordata, Chondrichthyes, Rajiformes, Rajidae. Gene Ontology annotation, biological process: regulation of cell migration. The transcript has 2 exons.